AUGUAUUUUGGCGCAGGCGCGCGGGCAGGCUCGGCCAUCCUCAUUCGAAGGCUGUCUCGGAAUAUCAGCAGCGAGACGCUCUCUGGCAUGCUAAUAUUCGCCGGCGACCUCGUCGACACGGAGAUCGUACGCUCCCCUUACGCCGAAGACGAAGGCUACGCGACCGCCAUUGCUCGCUUCCAGUCGCAAGCCGGUGCGAUUGAUGCACAGCAGAAACUACACGGCAAGCCCAACACGGCCAAGGAGGCGAAUAUGAUUGUCGAGAUACACAGUGCAGGUGUGGCUGGUGCCUAUGAUCGGCGGAACACCAUCGAUGGCACAGCCUCUCGCACCCAGACAAACUCCUCGUCUUCCGCUACAGGCCCCGGUGGGUUGCGAUUCAACAACUCCUUCCAGCCUCCGGAUCAGAUAUCCCCGCCCCUACCCACCUCGAGCUCCGGAGGCAGCGGGGAACUGCCCAUGCCCGAGACAAGUGCGCACUUUCAGAAUUUGUUUUCCCCGCAAUCGCCCCUUGCGAACGGCAUGGAUGAAAGGCAUCGGAUGUCCGGCAAGUACACCAUCAACAACGACUCCGCUGACGACGAAACGGGCGAACUUUUGAAAGACCCGGUGGCUUAUGCGAAAAGCGGGCAACAGCCACCACUCAGUCGACGAACAACAAAUCCCCAACUCCCGCUCUCGCGGUUUGGCAACCUUUCCCUGAGCUCCAGCAACCCCCAGUCUCCGCCGAACCUUCCUUCGCCUCUCACAACGAACGGCAUGAAAUCUCCCCGAUCGACCCAGAACCUGCCCCCUCCGCUCUCCCCGACCUCGUACAGCACAAUGCCCUACCCCCGGCCCCAAUAUCCGCCCGUCAACCCCGCCGAUCAGAAUCCCCCUUGCAACACGCUCUACGUUGGCAACCUCCCCCUCGACACCUCCGAAGACGAACUCAAAGCGCUCUUCUCCAAACAGCGUGGCUACAAACGCCUUUGCUUCCGCACCAAACAAAACGGCCCCAUGUGCUUUGUCGAGUUCGAAGAUGUCUCGUUCGCGACGAAAGCGCUGCACGAGCUAUAUGGCCACCCGUUGCAUAAUUCCGUCAAGGGCGGCAUCCGCUUGAGUUUCUCCAAGAAUCCGCUGGGCGUGAGAUCGGGGCAGCAGCAGGUGAUGAACGGGCUGGGACUGGGAGGGCAAGUGAUGAACCCCCUAGCCAUGGCGCCGCCUGGAUACGCUCCGGUUGGCAAUGGAGGCGGAGCUGCACCUGGGGGAGGUGGAGGUGCGCCGUUCAGCGCCGCUUCCGGCCCGCCGCCUGGUUUGGCUUCACCGCCUGGACUACUUCAUUCUGCCAUGCCCUAUCGUCCUUCGCAGCAACAGGCGUCCAUGCAUCCUGCAUCUGGCACAGGCAUGGAGGGCAUGUUUGCCAAUCCGUUUGGCCUACCGACGACGCAGGACUUUACGCCUGCGCAUCAUAUGGGCGGCGGUGCCGCGAGAAGCCCCCUAAACGGGCCCGCCGGAGGAUUGCAGUUUCCGACGCGCGACGGCAGACCUGGAUAUACGGAUUACAUGCUGGGGCGCUAG
This is a messenger RNA of Neohortaea acidophila, 1560 nucleotides long. RefSeq lists its product as uncharacterized. Lineage: Eukaryota; Fungi; Ascomycota; Dothideomycetes; Mycosphaerellales; Teratosphaeriaceae. The transcript has a single exon. Gene Ontology annotation, molecular function: mRNA binding. The record is from RefSeq and is a predicted model, not a curated record. The coding region runs from base 1 to 1560 and encodes 519 amino acids.